AUACAUACACACCCGCAAGCUGAUGGGAACCCCGUGACGGCUGAAUUUCUGGUUGUCCGUCUGCCUCUCCGCCGGGGCAUGUAUCUAUGUAUCUACUAUUUGCAGCUGCUCUGGCAAUCGCCAUAGCUGCCACCCAGCUGCAGCUCAGUGCCGCACAGCGCGAGGUGCCCGCUCCUCGCAACGGCAACCCAGACUGGCGCCGCUGCUGGAGCAGGCAGCUGCGGGAAUUGAAGGCUGCAAAGAAGAGGGGCAAGGGCUAUCAGCUGCUUCUCUACGGCGACAGUUUGGCUGAAGCCUGGCGUGGCACAGACCACUGCAAACCAUGCGACGAAACGAUACGGACCACCUGCAAGGGGGCGCCCGAGGUGCUCCAAGCCUACUUUGGAAGGCGGUGGCGUGUGGGUGUGGCAGGCAUUGCUGGCGAUCAAGCGGCCAAUCUCAUUUGGCGGCUGCAGAACGGGCAGCUGCCCACAUCGUCUUUUCAACCCAGAGUCGCGAUCCUUUUCAUUGGGACGAAUGACCUUGGAGCCGCUGCAUGGGGGAAAUCCGUGCGACGAGCAGCUAGGGCGCUGAAAUCGGCGGUGCCUGGAGUUGCGGAAAGGGUGCAGCAGGCGGCGCAACUUAUACGGAGCGAGAUGCCCUCCACUCAAGUGGUGGUGAUGGCGCUGCUUCCACGUAGCACGAACAGCGGCACCGGCAUUCCCGUGCAGCAGAAUUCACACAGCUGGCCGUCCAUUUACACCAAUGCACUGCAGCAAGUCAAUGCGCGGCUCAGGGACUACACGCGGCUGGACGGCAAGCUGCACUUCCUCGACUGUGGCGAGCGCUUCCUGACCCCCGACCGCCGCGCCAUCGAUGCGCGGCUCAUGCCAGACGCGCUGCACCCUGGCCCCGCAGGCCACAGGGUCUUGGCAAAGUGCAUGAGAGGUCUUGUCAGCAAGCUGAUGCGCUAGCUCUUUUCAGGGAAGCUUGCUCUCACGCACGACAUUGACACAUUCUUUGCCCCCAUUUUACUUUUCGCCUGAUUCGUUCCAAUGCGUUGUUGUAAUAUGCAAACUCCUA
This is a messenger RNA of Chlorella variabilis, 1062 nucleotides long. RefSeq lists its product as hypothetical. The record is from RefSeq and is a predicted model, not a curated record. The transcript is spliced from 5 exons. NCBI's taxonomy places the organism in Eukaryota, Viridiplantae, Chlorophyta, Trebouxiophyceae, Chlorellales, Chlorellaceae. Bases 87 to 953 code for a protein of 288 amino acids.